Molecule: messenger RNA, 1332 nt
Organism: Closterium sp. NIES-67
Lineage: Eukaryota; Viridiplantae; Streptophyta; Zygnematophyceae; Desmidiales; Closteriaceae
Source: the annotation of a GenBank genome assembly
CUUAGGCUCGUCAGACCUCCAUUCUGUACCCACCCACGGUCCCUCGUACUGCUGUACGUGAACACGUGGGAGCACUAGAACAGUGUGUACAAGACUAGGAGAACCGCUCUCUGCCACAACAUACACGGGCGCUUGCGUGAAUAUGUAUGGCCUUCCUCGCGUGCGGAAGGCGAGGCGAAUUCUAACAAGACUUUGCAGCCAAGUCCGAUCCGAGUACAGUAUUUGGUUUGGUGGCGUUCGCCUCUUCUCUUCCCGUUCCGCAUCCCCCAAUGUCGCCUCGUGACGCGACGUUUUCACUCUCGGGGACCGCAUGCCCGUGCACUCACACUCCCCCUUGAGUCUCCUGUACAGUAGUAUACACGGAGCUCACAGUUGUUAGUACAGUACUAUCAGCUGAAGGUUUUCCUAAACCAAGCAGGCCGCGUAGCACCUACUGACAACGACCCGCCAUCUAACAACGCCGCGCCCCUCCAUCAACAGCUUCCACCCGAUCCACUUUCCGACAGUAGCACUGCCGCGCCCAGCUUGGCCCCGUUACAAUGGCAUCCGCCCCUCUCCCACCAGGCGACUAUCACACCUGCCAUCGUCCUUCCCGCUGCCGCCGCCGCGAUUCGCUCUCGUCCCUGUCGCUCCCAGCGCUUCUCCUCGCCGCGGCGUGCUGCGCCCUGCUCCCGCCUGAGCGCGGCGGCAUCAUCCCAGGGGUCCGCGCGGCGCCGCAAGUCCCGUGGGACAACUUCACGUCGCCGUGCCCGCCGCUCGCCGACCCUCCCCCCGACGCUCGCCCGCUCUCCCGCUCUCCCGCUCUCCCCGCUCUCCCGUUCGCCCGCUCUCCAGCUCUCCCGCUCUCCCGCUCUCCCGCUCUCCCGCUCUCCCGCUCUCCCGCUCUCCCGCUCGGCCGCUCUCCCGCUCUCCCUCUGUCCCGCUCGCCCGCUCUCCCGCUCUCCCGCUCUCCCUCUGUCCCGCUCGCCCGCUCUCCCGCUCUCCCGCUCUCCCGCUCGCCCGCUCUCCCGCUCUCCCGCUCUCCCGCUCUCCCGCUCUCCCGCUCUCCCGCUCUCCCGCUCGCCCGCUCUCCCGCUCUCCCGCUCUCCCGCUCUCCCGCUCGCCCGCUCUCCCGCUCUCCCGCUCUCCCGCUCUCCCGCACUUCCGCUCGGUCGCUCUCCCGCUCUCCCGCUCGCCCGCUCUCCCGCUCUCCCGCUCUCCCGCUCUCCCGCUCUCCCGCUCUCCUGCUCUUACACUCUCUCGCUCUCCAGCUCUCCCGCUCUCCUGCUCUCCCGCUGUCCCGCUCGCCCGCUCUCCCGCUCUCCCGCUCGGCCGCUCUCCCGCUCUCCCGCU